CUAUCCACCAAAAAAAUUUACACAGAAGAAGAAAUGGCCAACGUCCAACAGAUUGUCGAAGAUAUUAUUGCGAACAAUAAGGUUGUCGUCUUCUCAAAGUCUUAUUGUCCUUACUGCCGCAAGGCUAAGGAGAUUUUGAAGCAAAAUGGAUGUAAAGAUUUCUUUGUUAUCGAGCUCGACGUAGAUGACAAUGGUGCUGCUAUCCAAGACUACCUUAUGGAAAAGACUGGUCAACGUACCGUUCCUAACAUUUUUAUCAACCAAAAGCACAUUGGUGGCUGUGACAGCUUGAGUGGUCUCGACCGUCAAGGUGAACUUAAGAAGUUGUUAACCCAUAAAGCGUGAUUUAGUACCUGUUAUUACCCUGCUUGUACUUCUCUUGUUAUCAAAGCUGUCCAUUUCCGACUGCUACCUUAGCUCAAUUGGCCAGGCCUGAUACUGCCACAUUAAAUCGAAGAAUGCUUCUUAUUGUUCAAAUUAUUGUAUGUUACGGGGUUUCAUUGCACUGCUGAUCCAGUUGUGCUGUUGGACUUGAUUGUAAAUACUUGCCAUUUGCGCGUUUCACUUUGAUACGUACACAUGUUGUCAUGCUUUGAUAAUAUAGCGCAUAUCUUACUGUUUAGUUUGUGUUAUAUUUUUAAGCAGUUGGUUCCCUAUGGUUUUUGAAGAGAAAUACUUCUUUCAUUACUACUCUGCUCUUGUAAAGGAUAUUCAAAAGCAGGAGCUUUGUUGCAAUUGAUUUGCCCACAAGAUCAAAUUGAAUCGCAGU
This is a messenger RNA of Mycotypha africana, 769 nucleotides long. RefSeq names its product glutaredoxin. Lineage: Eukaryota; Fungi; Mucoromycota; Mucoromycetes; Mucorales; Mycotyphaceae. The record is from RefSeq and is a predicted model, not a curated record. Gene Ontology annotation, cellular component: cytoplasm. The coding region runs from base 34 to 345 and encodes 103 amino acids. Gene Ontology annotation, molecular function: glutathione disulfide oxidoreductase activity. Gene Ontology annotation, biological process: cellular response to oxidative stress. The transcript is spliced from 4 exons.